Molecule: messenger RNA, 2796 nt
Organism: Stylophora pistillata
Lineage: Eukaryota; Metazoa; Cnidaria; Anthozoa; Scleractinia; Pocilloporidae
Molecular function (GO): calcium ion binding; heparin binding
Source: RefSeq, a predicted model, not a curated record
AUGGAAGACAGAUGUAAAUCGAUCAACAUGGGACCCUCAGGAGAAAAAGAUAAGGUUUUGUGUCAAUUGAGUGACUCGGACCACUUACAAAACCCAUAUGAUCUGAAACCGAUGGUGGGCUUUAUGUAUAGGGGUACUGAGAACAAGUGUUGUUUCAACAUGUGCUACAACAAUGCAACUUGCUUAGUUGGAUUUACGGACAAGGGAUACAAGUGUGCGUGUCCACCUGGUUACACGGGAGACCACUGUGAAAAAGAUGUAAACGAAUGUUCCACCAAAACCCACAACUGUAACGUCAACGCUGAGUGCAACAAUACCGAAGGUUCUUUUAACUGCAGCUGCAAGGUUGGGUUUAAUGGCGAUGGCAAAAAAUGCACAGAUGUAAACGAAUGUGCCACCGAUACCCACAACUGUGGUGUCCAUGCUCACUGUAAUAAUACCGAAGGUUCCUUCAACUGCAGCUGCAAAGAAGGGUUUAAUGGCGAUGGCAAGAACUGUACAGAUAUAGACGAGUGUAUCUCGAACACCCACCGUUGUCACAAAAGAGAAAUUUGCAAUAACACAGAUGGCUCCUACUCGUGCGAAUGCAAAAGCGAGUUUAACUGCACUUUCAAGGCCGUUUUUACAAACCUCAACACCAGUGGAAGAAUUGGUCCAACAACGCUGGGUAGUCACUACACAGGACAUGAUCAUGAUGGACAAGUUGUACUAUCCAGCGGCGUUCAACAGUGGACUGUGCCGUACAUUGGUGACUACAGAAUAGAGGCAAUAGCAGCUGCAGGAGGGUACGAUAGACACACUAACAGUACUCAGUACCGAGGGAGAGGAGCAAGAAUGACUGGAACGUUCCGCUUAAACAAGGGUGAAGUCAUUCAGAUACUUGUUGGUCAAGAAGGAGGAAUAAACACGAAAAGAUUUUCGUCUGGAGGUGGGGGAGGAACGUUUGUGGUGAGAGAAGCCAAUACACCUUUGAUAAUAGCUGGAGGCGGAGGAGGGGUAAAUAGAGUUUUAUCAAGUCAUGAAGGAUGUGACGCUAGCACAAACACCGCAGGGAAUCCUGGAUACAAAUCAUGGUCAGGGGGGAGCAAUGGACAUGGUGCACAGACUGCUGAUUAUGAUGCUUCAGGUGGUGGUGGUGGCGGGUUUUACUCCAGUGGAAGAAGUGGAAAGAAUUUUAAUGGCACCAAAGGUUUUGGUGGAGAAGGUGGUAAGGGAUUUAUGCAGGGGGGGGUGGGUGGAAGAGCCAGGUUUCACGAUGUCGAUGGUGGGUUUGGUGGAGGUGGUGGAGCCUAUGGAUGGAGAGGAGGGGGAGGAGGAGGAGGAUACUCUGGAGGAAGCAGUGGAAAAGGGACUAAUGAUUCCUGUGGGGGUGGGGGAGGCUCUUACAACAAUGGAAAUAACCAGGACAAUGAAUGUUGUUUCAACAACGCUGGUCAUGGUCAAGUGACUAUUACGUUCCUGAAGUAAAAAAAAAACGUUUAUCUAAUAUGAUAAUGGCACUUAGAACUCAGCUUUCAUUGAUUGGCAUUCUAAUUGACUGAUGGCACUCAGUUAACGUGCCAAAUGAAGUGUAACUGUUUCAUUUUUUAACCUUCUGAGAAACACAAAAGUCACGCAUCUUAUCUUUCAUUUGUUUACUUUUAGCCAUCAUUUCUUUCGGUCAUCUAUUACAUUAACUGAGCCCGGCGCUUUUUUAGAGUUGAAAGUACAGAUAGGGUUCUAAAACUUUAAAUAAUGAAGAAAUGCUUUUUUCCAGAAGUCGACUCUCACUCCUUAUACUUUUUCACCAAGGUCUUAAGGAAAGAUCACAAUAUCGCACAGACCAACUAUCACACUGUACAACCUAGAACGAUUAGGAAUAAUUCCAGAUGAUUAUAUCUUCUGGAAGCCUAGGAUUGAGUUUUGCCUGUUCUUUCAUAUCAAUCCUUUGAUUCGAAUCUUUACUGACCUUCUUUUACCGAUGUUCAGUGAGAUCAGUGAAAAUUUUGAGAUCAAACAGUAAAGACGCCUAUUACAAUGUAACAGUCUGGAAUCGGUAUGGCUUUUCGAACGUAGCACUAACCUUAACAUUGGAAACGUGUUGUCAAAUGAUGAAGACUAGCAUGAGGGGAUAAUGACACGCACGAUUUUGUCAAAGUUGAGAUCCCUCCCGUGCGCUUUGAGGAAAGAAAUCAUUUGCAAAUUGGUAUAACAAUCGGUAAACCAAAUGGGUUGCUACGGCAACGUUGUAAAUUUGCGUGUAAAAUUGGAAAUUAUGGACCAGAAUUAAGUAGGAAGUAUUCACAAGUGCUUCAUUUAACGACAGUUCUUUUAAAAGUAUUGUUAGUUUCGUAAAAAAAAGGUUCUUUUAAAGUGUGAGGUAUACAUAAUUUUUUGAAUAACGGAAUAAUAAUCCCUAUCUCUGUAAUAAUAAUUUAUAUCAUACGCUUUGACAGUCUGUUCUGAGUUUAAGGAAAACAUACUAUGUAUUUCGUAGAAGUACUUGUUAUAAACAGAAAGAUGUCGUUGCAAUCGGCGAAAAAGGUGUCUGUUUGACCUAUAAUCUUUCCGUUGAAUACUGAAUUGUUUUAGCCACCUAUCGAGCAAUUGCAAAAAAGACCACGGGCUCUUAUAGGGAGCUAGUAACAUUUGGAAAAGAAACAUUUUAUUUUAAAGAUCUUGAAAUAAAUGAUAAGUGUCAAACGGGUUUUAUGAAAUGGCUGCAAUGUCUGUGGUGGCCGAUGACAUUACUUACAUUUGCCAUUAAGAAAUAUAUUGUGAAAUAAAGAAACGUGAGGUUAAAACUUUCAUUCACAG